Molecule: messenger RNA, 2138 nt
Organism: Calypte anna (Anna's hummingbird)
Lineage: Eukaryota; Metazoa; Chordata; Aves; Apodiformes; Trochilidae
Gene: MAPK13
Product: mitogen-activated protein kinase 13
Exons: 12
Coding region: 783-1880 (365 amino acids)
Biological process (GO): protein phosphorylation; MAPK cascade
Cellular component (GO): nucleus; cytoplasm
Molecular function (GO): ATP binding; MAP kinase activity
Source: RefSeq, a predicted model, not a curated record
GCAGAGAACUUGGGGUUUGUGCUGUCCAAGAAGAGCUGAGGAGGGGUUGGACCUGUAGUGGGAGAUGAAAGCAGAAGCUGAGGCACCAAGAGCUCUGGGGAUGGUCCCAGCUCCCUGCUGCUGAGCAUCCUCCCUGCUGUCACCUCCAUCUGCUGCCACCACAUUCCUGCUCCGCUGGGAAACCGGGAAACCCGGCUUGGGAGAAAAUCACCUUCGUUUCCUUGUUCUUCUGUGGCUGUAACACCCGGGUGUCCCUCAGCAGCCCCGAGCUGUCCCUCAGCACCUGGGAAGAAGAAUGUCCCACCUGCUCUGACGUGGUUUGGCCCCCAGAUUCCCUAGCUCCACAAGUCCUUACUCAUCCCCUUCUCCAGAGCAGGGAUUUCAGGAGGGUCCCUCCGAGGAGAUUUCCUGGCUGGUGGGAGCAGAGAAGAGAGAAGAGAAGAGCAGAGCUGCUGGGUGACAGUGGGAGCAGAGGGCUGAGCUGUUGGGUGCUCCUCGGGGUGUUCCUGCCACGGGAUCGGGAGCUCCUCUGGCAAAGUCCGGGGACACCUGGAGGAGUCCGAGGCGUGUCGGGAAACCCGAUGCCUCAUCUCCAAUGUGGAGGCGGAGGGAGGAGGGCCAUAAGGCAUGUCCCUUCACGCUCCCGACAGCUGAAAACAGAGAAGGAAACUCUCUAGAGCCUUUUUUUAACAGCUCAGGAGCUUCGCUGUCCCCGUCUCACCCCAAGAGCCCUCCCGUACUCCAGGACUCUGGGGGGGUGGCAGUCCCGCACCCGCCGGGCGAUGAACAUCGCAAGGAGAAGAGGAUUUUACAGACAGGAGGUGAACAAAACCCUCUGGGAGCUGCCCAGGAGAUACACGGCCCUUCACCCCUUGGGGUCGGGAGCCUACGGCUCAGUGUGUUCAGCCAUAGACAAGAAGACAGGGGAGAAAGUGGCCAUCAAGAAGCUCUGCCGCCCCUUCCAGUCGCAGAUCUUUGCCAAGAGAGCCUACAGGGAGCUCAUGCUCCUGAAGCACAUGCAGCACGAGAAUGUCAUCGGGCUGCUUGAUGUCUUCACCUCCGCCCCCUCCUACCAUGGAUUCCAGGAUUUCUACCUGGUGAUGCCAUACAUGCGGACAGAUUUACAAAAGAUCAUGGGACAUGAAUUCAGUGAUGAAAAGAUCCAGUACCUGGUGUACCAAAUGCUGAAAGGGCUGAAGUAUAUUCAUUCAGCUGGAAUCAUUCACAGGGACCUGAAACCAGGCAACCUGGCUGUGAAUGAAGACUGUCAGCUAAAGAUCUUGGAUUUUGGCUUGGCCAGACAUGCUGAUGCUGAAAUGACAGGCUACGUGGUUACCCGCUGGUACAGAGCCCCCGAAGUCAUCCUGAACUGGAUGCAUUACAACCAGACAGUGGAUAUCUGGUCUAUUGGCUGCAUCAUGGCAGAAAUGCUGACGGGGAAAACGCUGUUUAAAGGAAAAGACUACCUUGAUCAACUGACUCAGAUCCUGAGAGUCACCGGGCAUCCAGGAGAAGACUUCGUGGAGAAGCUGGAGGACAAAGCAGCUAAGAGUUAUAUCAAAUCCCUCCCAAAAAUCCCCAAGAAGGAUUUGUCUGUGCUUUUCCCCAAAGCCAAUCCUCAGGCCGUGGACCUGCUUGACAAGAUGUUGCAGCUGGAUGUGGAAAAACGCCUGACAGCCACAGAGGCUUUGGCUCAUCCCUACUUCGAUCAGUUCCGAGAUGUUGAAGAGGAGACAGAAGCUCAAGAGUCCUAUGAUGAUUCUCUGGAACACGAGAAGCUUUCCAUAGAUGAGUGGAGAAAGCACAUUUACAAGGAGAUCCUGUCCUUCAGCCCCAUUGCACGGAAGGACUCAAAGAAGCACAGUGGGAUGUCCUUGUAGUGACAGUGGGAUUCCCUGGAUGACAGAUGGGAUUCACUCCACCUUGCCUUGCUGGUGCCAUCGUUUGGCCUCUGGGACUUCUCUGGGUGACACCGUGCUGGGGGUGUUGGACUUUGUUCUUCUGAAGGGGGUGAAAGAACCCCAAAGAGUUUUCAGCACAAAAGAUAAAUAUGUUCUUGUUGAAACUUGAAGUGAGGCAAUUUUUACCUGGUGGUUUUGUUGGUUUUGGGGUUUUUUUUCAUAUUUGUCCACCUGAGG